Messenger RNA from Pyricularia grisea, 867 nucleotides. RefSeq lists its product as uncharacterized. NCBI's taxonomy places the organism in Eukaryota, Fungi, Ascomycota, Sordariomycetes, Magnaporthales, Pyriculariaceae. The transcript has a single exon. Bases 1 to 867 code for a protein of 288 amino acids. The record is from RefSeq and is a predicted model, not a curated record.
AUGGCGUCCACACCUCAAUGGUCAUUGACCGAGCACCUCCUCGAGUCCAACCCAGAGGCUUACAAAGCAGCAACGCAAUCGCCCUUCCUCCUCGCCGCAGCCGAGGGCCGACUACCCAAGAACAUUCUGGGACGGUGGCUGGCCAACGACAAGCUCUACAUCCAGGGCUACAUCAAAGCGGUCGGACGCACGCUCGACGCCGUCGACCUGCCACAGACGACAACAACAACAACAACGAGGACGACUACGAUGAUAGAACAGCAACCUGGUCCAGAGGUGGAGUUUGUAAACUGGAUCUCGGACGCCCUCGCCGGCCUCUGCCGCGAACAGGGCAUGUUUGUCGACGUCGCCGGCCGCUACGGGCUGGACAUGACGCUCGAGACCGGGUCAGACGGCAGGGUCAGCGAGUCGGCCAAGCUGCCCGGGCUGGUGCAGUUCGAGGCAUUGUUUGCAUCGCUGUUCCCCCGCGGCUGGCACGGCACCGCCGAGAUGGAGAGACAACGGCAGCAGAACCAAAAGCAAACGCAAGCAUUGCCGUGGCUCGAGGCCGCGGUGGUACUCUGGGGAACGGAGCGGGUCUACCUGGACGCGUGGAGCUGGGCAAAGUCUCGGCAAAACAUCAGGUCCUCCUCUACCGACGCGGGCGAGGACCAGGACGGAGGCGCGGUCAAGAAGGAAUUCAUCCCCAACUGGACCAGUCUAGAGUUUUCGGCAUUUGUGGCAAGGCUGGGAGGGGUGUUGGAUAGAGCAGUUGCGAGGGAAGGGGAUGACGAGGCAGUUCGGCAACAGAUUGCCGAGAGGGCCAUGAACAAGUGGGACGAGCUGGUUGCUGCCGAAACUGCCUUUUGGCCCGUGUUGGACUCUUGA